Ixodes scapularis (black-legged tick) is the source of this 462-nucleotide messenger RNA. RefSeq lists its product as uncharacterized. The record is from RefSeq and is a predicted model, not a curated record. The transcript is spliced from 3 exons. Bases 1 to 462 code for a protein of 153 amino acids. Lineage: Eukaryota; Metazoa; Arthropoda; Arachnida; Ixodida; Ixodidae.
AUGGUGCUCUGGGAGACCUGCGCUGUCGUCUUCCUGCUCGUGGCGCAACACUGCCCAACUAGAAAAGACUCUAAGCUAGGCUCCGGUUGCGAGAGGAUAAAGGCCUACACCGCAGGGGGCGCCACGGACUCGGAGCUGUUGGCCAACUUCCGUCGCUGCCAGCGGAUGUGCAACCGCGUGCUGAGCAACACCAGCCUGCUCGGGGUCAUGGUAGGCAUCGGCGAGAACCUGCAGAACGCCACCGUGACCGUGGGCACGGGAAUCCGGGGAGGCAUCCAGGGAGUCGCCACGGGCGUGCGCAAGGGCACGGCCGCCAUCGUUGACAACGUCAGGAAGAACAUUCAGGGUGUGCGGAACGGCAUCCAGUCCCAGCACCCCGAGACCAAGGACACCGCAGACGAGCCAGACUCGAUGGCCGUCAACCACGAAGCCUACCAUCCCACCAUGAUCGCCGUUAAAUAG